This is a messenger RNA of Triticum aestivum (bread wheat), 501 nucleotides long. RefSeq lists its product as uncharacterized. Gene Ontology annotation, cellular component: ribosome; cytosolic large ribosomal subunit. The record is from RefSeq and is a predicted model, not a curated record. Gene Ontology annotation, molecular function: RNA binding; structural constituent of ribosome. Gene Ontology annotation, biological process: translation. Bases 1 to 501 code for a protein of 166 amino acids. NCBI's taxonomy places the organism in Eukaryota, Viridiplantae, Streptophyta, Magnoliopsida, Poales, Poaceae. The transcript has 7 exons.
AUGGAGUCGCUGGAGCAGAGCAGUGGAGUCUGCAUUUUCUUCUUCUGUCAGACAGACAUCCACAUGCUCAAGCACUACGGCGUCAACUUCGUGGUGGCCGACGCGACGGCCAUCGAGCACAACUUCUUCGCCAAGAACAACCUCAGUGUGGACAUCAUGCCGCAGUACAUCAUGAUGGAGCUCGCUAUUUCUGUUCAAGUCUUGUUGUCAUUGAUGUUAGCAUUUAGUUUGUCUCAAGUCUUCUUCUUCCUCGAUCUGGUGCAGCAGCAACAAUUCAAGGCUCUAUUGGCCGGUCUUCAAUUCUUCAUGCUGCUGCUACUACUGCUACAUGAGGACCCUCUUCAAUUCUGCAUCCGUUGCGGCCGCCGCAGCUUCCACCUCCAGAAGAGCACCUGCUCCUCGUGCGGUUACCCGGCCGCCCGCAUCCGCAAGUUGAAUGGUGAUGUCUGUGGUCACGAGAAUGGUGAUGUAGUAGAUGGUGAAGUGCGAAUCCAUGUCUGA